AUGGCUAACGGCUUCCUCGUUACGAAGAACAAAGAAAUGAACGUUCGCCCUCUACCAUUUGUAAACACGCAGCGCACGCUGUUGAAAGAAACCCCUCACGGCACUUACGUGAGGAAUUCGAACGGAAAUGCAAGCAGCUUCCAAGAAAAAGACACCAACAGAAUGACGAUGGACGAUUCUGCCAGUCUGGUGCCGUUCCGAGAAAUGCGCAAAUUGGGAGCAUCGACAAUAUACAUCGAAACCGUCGUUGUGACCGACAAGACUAUGCUGAUCAAAUACGGUAGACAAAACUUGCCACCUUACAUUCUGUCUGCAAUGCAAGAGGCAGCUGGUCUCUUCCGGAGCGAGACGAUCAGCACUGACGUUCGGCUCGUACUCUCGUACUUUCUCAUUCUAGAAUCGGAUAGGGAGAGCGGCCUAGAGAUCACAAAAGACUCCAAACGCACACUCAAAAAUUUUUGCCGUUGGAAAACGACAUUGACUCCAAGCUUGCCCUCUCACGACAUAGCACUUCUCUUUACCAGAAACGAUCUCUGCAUCCGAAGCAGUGCAACUUGUGCUACGUAUGGUGGGUUGGCUUUCACGUCCGGGGUAUGUCGAGAGCAUUCGAAGUGUGCAAUCCUACGAGACGACGGUACUCAUCUCGCUGCCGCAGUGGCUCAUGAAAUCGGGCACACGUUGGGCCUAAUGCAUGAUGAAGACAUUGGGUGCGACAGCCCGGAAAACAAGAGGGUGAUGGGCUCGCAUCUCUCAGGAUUCUCUCCUGCUAUUGGAUGGUCGUCUUGCAGUAACAAAUCGCUACUUGAAUUUCUUCGAUGGAACGACGCAGAGUGUUUGUACAAUGUUCCAGUGACGCUAAAUCAACUUCAGAUAGCGUCACACUCAAGAAACAAGUUGUGUCAAGAAUUACUCCUAGAUGCAACAGCGACAUCUUGUGAACACGUGAAUGCGAAUAGCUCGUGUGCUGGCGUGUGGUGCACAUCCUCGUCGACUAGCGUUUGCACUUUGUUUACGACUUCUCGUUCCGACAAAUUUCCUUGCGGCAAUCAAAAGUUCUGUGUGAACGGUCAGUGUUUGCCGGGAACGUGGACAGAAUGGAGUGAGUAUGGUCCAUGCUCUACCACAUGCUCUCAAGGAAUCAGAAACCAAGAAGGUUGUUACGGAAAUAGGACCCAGUAUCAGAUCUGCAAUUUGCGACCUUGCCCGCUUGGUUCUGACGACGCGAAAGAGACCGCGUGCGCGUCGUUCAACGACAAGCCGCAUUUCGAUGGAAAAUACUACAAUUGGGUUUUCUAUUUAUCUCAAGGCAAUCACAAAAACAAUUGCAAUGGGAUAACUGAUGUCAGCCAGAAAUGCAAACUGACUUGCAAACCGGACAGCAACAAUUUCUUUGCGGUACUGUCACCGUUCGUGCCGGAUGGAACAGCAUGCACGACGACAUAUCAACAAGCCGGUGUCUGCAUUAAAGGAAAGUGCCUAAGUGUUGGAUGCGGUGGAGUGGUUCAAUGGAAUGCUACUAGACACUCCUGCGACGUUUGUGGUGCUAAUGACACAUCAUGUCGAAUUGUAGCUUCCGUCUUCAAACGACGCAACCUGGGUUUCGGAUAUCAUAAAAUAUUUUUACUGCCACUAGGAGUUGUCAACGUCUAUGUUAAAGAAUUGGCAGGGCACGAUAAUUAUCUAGCGAUAAAAAGUGGACGGAACAAUCGCUUCUAUAUUAAUGGCGAACUAAAGAUUUCUCAACCCGGUCGUUUUUCCCAUGCCGGUACAAUCAUCCAAUACAGUAGAAUUCCAGGAGUAUCCGAAAACAUACACAUCAAGGGGCCGACAACGGAAGCUCUAGUUAUCAUGGUUAUCAUUCAAGCUCCUGUUUGCGAAGUCUUCUAUCAAUAUCAAGUGUACGAAUCUUUGCUUGAUGCUCAUGGAGUGAAAGCAAGUGCGCCGUACAGAUGGCGUUACACCACGUGGAGUAACUGUUCGCACGCUUGUGGUGGGGGUGCGCAAACACGUCGACUUGUCUGCUUUGACACGAAUACAAGCACGGACGUGGAGAAAACCCUUUGUACACAAUCAAUAAACAGAACAGACUUGAGUAGGCCGUGCAAUUUUCAGCCUUGUACUACAACAAUGUGGAGUGUCGGGUCUUGGAGUCCGUGUAGUCGCAGCUGUGGAACAGAAGGAGUUCGGAAGCGAAAAGUUAGCUGCGUAAUGCAUAUCAAUCCGAAAUUUAUGAGAAAGAUGGAACGCAGUCGAUGCGAUCAAAAGAAAAGGCCACAUGGUGUACAGACAUGCAACAGACAUUCGUGUCCAGUAGGAGUAUGGUUUGAAGAACGCUGGCAAUCGUGUUCGGUAACGUGCGGUUGGGGAUGGCAGACCAGAUCGACGACAUGUCGCAAGAAAACCAACGGCUCGUUACUGCCCAAAAGGUAUUGCGAUAGAGAAUCGAGACCAAUAAACUUCAAAAUCUGUUCACUGUCAGAGUGUGUGAGCGACGUAUCGAGAAAACAACCAGGCUGCGUUGACUUGGAAGACUGCCGACUGUUUACCAUUCGGUUAUGUGAGAAAGCGUCACGCAGACGAAAAUGCUGCUACACUUGCCAACAACUGGCUCUAGAGCAAACUUUUUCGUCCGUAGUAGAUACAGUAGUUGCUCAAAAAUAGACUGAGCAAGAAAACGAUAGAAUUAGAAGGGUAGGACAUGUGUCAGAGUGAUACUGUCUUGACACAUCUUCGUUAGUGAUAUGAUUAGGGCGAGCAGCAGGAAAGAUAAUUUCUUUAGAGCUGUGCUGUACGAUCUAGCUGUGCUGUACGAUCUAGCUGUG
This is a messenger RNA of Corticium candelabrum, 2822 nucleotides long. Its product is annotated as A disintegrin and metalloproteinase with thrombospondin motifs 12-like. Lineage: Eukaryota; Metazoa; Porifera; Homoscleromorpha; Homosclerophorida; Plakinidae. Gene Ontology annotation, biological process: extracellular matrix organization; proteolysis. The transcript has 20 exons. Gene Ontology annotation, cellular component: extracellular matrix. The coding region runs from base 1 to 2661 and encodes 886 amino acids. Gene Ontology annotation, molecular function: metalloendopeptidase activity. The record is from RefSeq and is a predicted model, not a curated record.